Molecule: messenger RNA, 1652 nt
Organism: Periophthalmus magnuspinnatus
Lineage: Eukaryota; Metazoa; Chordata; Actinopteri; Gobiiformes; Gobiidae
Gene: slc22a5
Product: solute carrier family 22 member 5
Exons: 10
Coding region: 1-1644 (547 amino acids)
Biological process (GO): transmembrane transport
Cellular component (GO): membrane
Molecular function (GO): transmembrane transporter activity
Source: RefSeq, a predicted model, not a curated record
AUGUCGGAUUUUGACGAGGACACGGCGUUUUUGGGCCAGACCGGACUCUACUUUUGGACGACGUUCUUUCUGCUGAACACCGUCUUCAUCUCCACCGGGUUCAACGGACUUUACAUGGUCUUCAUCGGGUCGACCCCCCAGCACCACUGCCUCAUUCCCGACGUAAACCUGACGGAGGAGUGGAGAAACGCCAUCAUUCCUGUAAAAGUCGUGGACGGAGAGGCGGUGCGGAGCCAGUGCCGCCGGUUCUCGUUACAGGUGGUGAAGAACUUGUCUGAGAACGGUUUGGUCCCUGGAAAAGACCUGAACGUGACAGACCUGAGGCAGGAGCCGUGUUCAGACGGUUGGACGUACAGCAGAGACGUUUACCGGGAGAACAUCGUCACAGAGUGGGACCUCGUCUGUGACGACCAGUGGAAAGUUCCCUUUGCCUCCUCCUCUCUGUUUGUGGGAUACCUGCUCGGAUCUCUCAUCUCAGGACAACUGUCCGACAGGUUUGGCAGAAAGAAGGUGGUGUUCGUGUCCCUGGCGGCGCAGAGCGUGUCCGUGCUGCUUCAGUCCUUCGCUCAGUCCUGGUCCAUGUUCUGCCUCAUGUUCCUCUUCGUCGGGGCCUCUCAGAUCUCCCUCUACAUCUCAGCGUUUGUACUUGGGACGGAGCUGCUGAGUAAAACGAUGAGGGUGGUGUUCACCACGCUGGGGGCCUUCUUAUUCUACUGCAUCGGCUACAUGACUCUGCCCUGGAUCGCCUUCGCCAUCAGAGAGUGGAGACCUCUGCUGGCAGUGUUAGCUACUACAUCUGUCGUCUAUUUCCCUUUGUGGUGGUUCAUCCCUGAGUCUCCGCGCUGGCUCCUCACUCAGGGCCGGAGGGACGAGGCCGAGGACAUCGUGAGAGACGCCGCGCGAAAGAACAAGGUCCAAGCGCCCGCCGUCAUCUUUAAAGAGGCGGAGGUGAGUGUUCUCUCCGACAUAAAGAAAUACUCCAUUCUGGACGUGCUGAGGUCCAGGAACAGCUGCUGCCUCACCCUCAUGUGCCUCGUGCUGUGGAUGGCCAUAAACAUCGGAUACUUUGGCUUGUCCCUGAACACGUCGAACUUGAGCGGUGACCCCUUCAUGAACUGCUUCCUGUCGGCCACGUCUGAACUUCCCGCGUACUUCGUUUCAACGUGGCUCCUGAAGAAGUGUCCCCGCCGCCCGCUCCUCUCCGUGUUUCUGCUCAUCGGAGGCGGAGUCCUGCUGCUCAUUCAGGUCAUACCAGAAUCCCUGCAGUCUGUAGCCCUCGCACUGGAGAUGACGGGGAAGUUCGGGUUCACGAUGGCGUUCGGGAUCGUUUACAUUUACACGGCGGAGCUUUACCCCACAGUGAUCAGGAAUGUGGGAAUGGGCCUCUGCUCCUCGGCCGCCCGCGUGGGAAGCAUCACCGCGCCUUACGUCAUCUACCUCGGGACGUACAACAGGAUCCUUCCGUACGUCGUCAUGGGAACUCUGACCAUGGCGUCCUCCGUCGUCAACUUGUUCCUCCCAGAAACUCUGAACAAAGACCUGCCUGAAACAAUGGACCAGAUGCAGCGAUGUAAAGGUUUUUGCAGUCGACCAAAGAAAGGAAAGUCUGAAAACGGCACAAACGGAGCUGUAUCUCUGCAUUAAGCCCAAUC